This is a messenger RNA of Dunckerocampus dactyliophorus (ringed pipefish), 4381 nucleotides long. It is a transcript of the gene ppp1r21, whose product is annotated as protein phosphatase 1, regulatory subunit 21. Lineage: Eukaryota; Metazoa; Chordata; Actinopteri; Syngnathiformes; Syngnathidae. The transcript is spliced from 22 exons. The coding region runs from base 556 to 2910 and encodes 784 amino acids. Gene Ontology annotation, cellular component: early endosome; membrane. The record is from RefSeq and is a predicted model, not a curated record.
UCCUUCAACUCUGACCUCUCAGCUUGCGCUUGGCUGGACCGACGAAGAAUAAUAAAAUGAAAACAUUGUAAAUGAUGCAUGAUUUGUCAAGGCCUUAUAGCAGUUUAACAGCAGCUGCGUUUCAUAUUUGAGCGUAUUCCUGGUCACUACUCUGUUGGAUAUGGCUUUACAUCCUCUUCGGCGCCUGUAUGUAUUUCGCGACUUUGCUAACUAGUUAGCAUGCUGCGCGCUGUCAUCGCUGAUAAUGUUAACUCAAACACUCUACUGCCUAGUCCGAAUAACAUCCGCCUUUGCGACAUUGCGUAAAUCAGGUGACCACCAAGCUGUGUUUUAUCCGGAAAGCAAGACUGUACAUCUUUAGCAAUGUUUGCGAAGCUAAUUCUAUCUUAUAGGAGCCGCUCUCAAAAAGGUAAUAAUAACUGGGCUUGCUAACCUGAGCUAGCCAGUGUAUCACUCGUGGUGUCCAUCAGGCUAAGUGGAGAGUUCACCUAGUAGCCAAGAAGAAGGUAAUAUUGACGCACAAGGUCAGGACGGCGACCAGGAUUCUUAAGGACAAUGGCUAAUGUCACGGACCUUCAGACCAAAUACAGCAGGUUGGCACAGGAGUACUCCAAGCUCCGUGCGCAGAACCAGGUGCUGAAAAAAGCAGUUGUUGAUGAGCAGGCCAACUCAGCUUCCCUCAAAGAGCAGCUAAAGCAGAGGGAUCAGAGCCUGAGGAAGCAGGAGCAGGAGAUGGACAGUCUCAGCUUCCGGAACCAGCAGCUGGCUAAAAGGGUGGAGCUCCUUCAAGAAGAGUUGGCUGUCAGUGAAGCCAAGGGCAAAAAGGGGAAGAAUAAAGGGGAUUCCCCCUCACACCAUGGCGUUCGAACACAAAGUGUUUUUGAUGAGGACCUGCAGAAAAAGAUUGAAGAAAACGAGAGGCUUCACAUUCAAUUUUACGAGGCAGAUGAGCAGCACAGGAGACAGGAGGCGGAGAUGAGGGCACGUCUGGAGGAACUAGAAAGAGACUCGCAGCAGCACCAGGCAGUCGUGGAUAGACUAACGGCCAAGUACACGGAAACUAUCGAGAGGCUACAGAGUGACAAGGCGAGAUUGGAGGUUAAAACGCAGACUCUAGAGAUGGAAGGGAAAGAGUGCAGAUUGAGAACAGAGGAGUGUCAGCAACAGUUAAGGCGAUGCCAGUCAGAACUCAACAGACAGUUGAAACAAAGCAGCAGCGUCAUCCAAGAGAAAGUCCCCUUUAACGACACCAAAUUUAGUGACUACAACAGUCUAAACGUGCCGCCACACAAUCGAAGACAUCAGCUAAAAGCGCGGGAUGCAGCGGGCCAGGCCUUAAGUUUUAUUCAAGACCUGGUGGCUGGUCUGCUGAACUUCCAUUCAUACACUGAGCAGAGGGUCCACAUCUAUCCACUGGACUCUUCCAUUGAGCCCAUCUCUCCGCUGAACCAGAAGUUCUCUCAGUAUCUGCAUGAGAAUGCGAUGUAUGUGCGCCCCCUAGAGGACAGUUUCCUGCAGUUACACCAAAGCAUCACCGAAGACACAGUCACAAUGCUUGAGACUGUGGACAAGCUGAAGUACUUCACCGACCAUUUCUCCUCAUAUACCCAUUUUCUACAAAAGCUGCUUCCUUAUCAACUCAGAAGCCUAGAGGAGGAGUGCCAGACACCUCUUUGCACUGCUGCCCUAAAAGUAAAGAACCUGGAGCUUCAGAACGAUAUGAAGAGAGUCACUUCAGCCUUUGGGAAACUACAAAGAUACAUUAACCUUAUGACAUUACCCAGUGUUCGUCAGGAUGCCAUGCCACAAAGCAGCACUUCUGCUGUCUUCACACAACUGGCUGCCUGCUUGCACAGUCUUCAUGAUGCUGUUAAAGAGAUGUCAAAGCACUACAACCAGAAGGCCAGCCUUGAGCAGGAGCUCCCCACUGCAACACAGAAACUCUUCACCACCACAGAAUGUCUGCUGGGCUCUCUAGGAUCACUGACCAACAGCACUGGCAAGCUCGCCACGUUCUUCAGCAACAACUUGGACUUCUUCACGUCAUCGGGCUACAGUCCCAAAGGAAGCACAGCAGCACUUAACCCCUUGCAAGCUGAAAGUAUGCUUUCCAAUAAGAAAAAAGCAGCUGCUUACAUUCACGCUCUUAGAAAGGCCAGGCCACCGUCUGUUCCAUAUAGAGAAGCUUUGUCCAACCGCCGUAUACUCACCAGCUCCACUGAGAGUAGAGAAGGUCUCACCCAGCAGGUGCAGCAGAGUCUGGAGAAGAUUACUCGUUUGGAGCAGGAAAAAGAACACUGGCUCCUGGAAGCUCAGCUGGGGAAGGUGCGACUGGAAAAGGAGAACCAGCGAAUUGCUGACUUGGAAACGCAGCUCACCGCAGCUCUGGAGGGAAGUCCGAACUUGCAGAAGACUGCAGUCAGCACAGUCUCAGAGAACCACGAGGAAGUGGAGACAGCUCUGAAAGCAGCUGGGAAGGAGACCAUGUGCACCAGCCUGGUUGGCAUGUUAUGUACCGUACCUUCAGCUGAGCAUGUGGCAGACGAGGAGUCCAGGGAGCAUCUGAUAAAGACUCACUACAUGGCCAGAGUGGGAGAGCUCACCACUCAGCUCCAGGUGUCAGACAGCAAAGCAGUGCAUUUCCACUCUGAGUGUCGUGCUUUGGCCAGGAGAUUAGCCAUUGCAGAGAAAUCACGUGAGACUCUAGUCGUAGACAUAAAGCGGGCCAGUCAGAACAUCACACACCUGCAGGAUGAACUGAGCACGACCAAGAGAAGCUACGAAAACCAGCUGAGCACGAUGAGCGACCAUUUGUGUAGCAUGAAUGAGACGCUGAGCAAACAGAGAGAGGAGAUUGACACGCUCAAACUGGGCAGCAAGGGAAAUGCCAAAAAGAACAAAGGUCGCUAGAAGUGCCCUCAAACAUUGGCUCCAUUUGGGACAGCACCUUGAAGACACUGUGGAGACCCACCUCCUCCCGUGACAAAACCCGGACCACUACCAGAGCCUCAGAAUUUUCUAAAUGGUGGCAAUGCAGACACUGCAAACUGACUGAAAAGGCAUUCCCCUUCCUCAUGACACCGCAUCACAUAACUCGUCCCAGAAGCUGUUUGACGUUUCGCCAGAACAGGAUAGAAGAUGAACCGCAGGAAGGCGACACAUCUUGUUGUCUUCCUGUUCAUCGGUCAGCCUUUGUAUUUUUCCCGUUCUGUGUCUGUGUGAGGAAAAAUGACAUCUUACUGCUUAUCUGAGAGGACACACAAUGUCAGUGCGGCCGUUUUAACAUACACAUAUAAGCCUCUUUCACACAGAGAUUAUGCAAAAUUGCCGCAUCAGAGACGUUACAAUCCACAUUUAUUCGCCUGUGUCUCUGACUCAACUCAGCAUAGCGGAACAUGGCUGUGAAUGUCUGUGCAGUCACAAAGUGAUACAAUAUUGGUCUGGAAGCAACAAUUGCUUUCAACACAACAGAUGGUUUACUCACCGCUCCCUUUCAGACAGCUCCCGUCUCGACUCGUUACACCUCUGAUACUACCUCCAAAGACGGAACAUUUGCAGGUCGACUUUGACCCCCUCGCCGCGCCCCAAAUUACAUGUCGGUGCUGUUCACACAGAACAGCGACACAGGAAAAAAGGCGGAACAUCCCCAGCUUUAAUAAGUUGUCUUUUUAAAGGAGCUAUUGUUUCAGACAUUAUGCAUUUCCCUUCCAACAUCUGCAUGGUCUUCAGAAGGGCUUCCAACAAUCAACUAGUAAUGGAAAGACUUGAAUCCAUCUUUCAUUCUGAAGACAUUUAAAUCCUUUGGAUCUUCAAAUGGAAGCACCAACUGAUUUACUGUGUUUACAUGGAAGAAUAAGUCUAUAACGGACAAGUGGGAGCUUGUAAAGCGGACCUGUACGCGUGUGUGAUCUUACUUUGCAGCAGUAUUUCCUUUUAGCACCAAAGUAAGGGUAAAUCUGCAAAGAUGGUUUUGAAUAAAAGCAGCAUACAUUAUUCAUACAGUUAAAAUAAUUAUUGUAUGUUUUAAUCUUAACCUCACACAUACAGGUAUAUACAUAUAUAUAUAUGAGCAUAUAAAUGUUUCUCAUAAAAUGUCUCCUUCCUCUUUUUGGGUGUGUCCCAUAAAGUUUGUAUGAUCGGAUGCGUCAUUGCCUGGACUUUUAACUGGUGCGUAGACAAGCUGGUUCAUGCAGCGUUCAGUUUACAGUUCAGCUCUGGCUUGUUGUGACAUGAUGAGGUAAGUCAGGAAGAAGCCAGUCUUCCCUCUGCCCACCAGGACUUGCCAACUGUGUGUACACAUGAUACAGUACUUGUAGCUUCACAGUGUAACUUCUCAAGAGCCCACAAUGUCUGUGAGAAUCAAAAUAAAGCUCUACUUGUG